This is a messenger RNA of Panicum hallii, 857 nucleotides long. Its product is annotated as putative F-box/LRR-repeat protein 23. NCBI's taxonomy places the organism in Eukaryota, Viridiplantae, Streptophyta, Magnoliopsida, Poales, Poaceae. Gene Ontology annotation, molecular function: protein binding. The record is from RefSeq and is a predicted model, not a curated record. The transcript has 2 exons. Bases 12 to 857 code for a protein of 281 amino acids.
CAUACGUAAGAAUGGAGGCAGGGACUGGAGCCCGCCCUGUGCAGAUGCUGUCCAAGAGCAGGGACUGGUCGGAGCUGCCCGUGGACGUCCUCCCGUUGGUCUUCGCAAACCUUGGUGCCGUCGAUAUCCUUAUGGGCUCAGGCCUCGUGUGCCACUCGUGGCUCGAAGCAGCCAAGGUGCCUCAUCUGUGGCGAUCCGUGGACAUGGCGAACCACAAGGCGCUGGAGAAGAUGGAUGACGAUGUCCUGUGUGAAAUGGCGAAGGUGGCCGUGGACCGCUCCAAGGGCCAGCUGGAGGUGUUCUUGGGGAAGCUUUUUGUCACUGACGAGAUUCUCAAGUAUAUAGGGGACAGGUCAUCAUCUAUGAAGAGCCUUAGCCUCAUGUCAUGCCACGAUAUCACCAACAGAGGAUUCACCGACCUGAUCAUGAAGUCCCCUCUACUAGAGGACCUCUCGCUCGGGCUCUGCCCAAGAGUGGGCGGUCGCAAAGUCUUCGAGGCCACAGUAAAAGCAUGCCCUCAUCUGAAGCGUUUCAGCCUGCACAGGGAGCUCUUCAGGUUCUCUUUCAUGUACCCUGAACGCUACGCGGAAGCCAGCGGGUUCGCGGCGAUGCGCGAACUCCGGAGCCUCAGCCUCACCGGCAGCAGCGUCAGCACCAGGGAGCUGGAGGCCAUCGUCGACGGCUGCCCGCACCUAGAGACUCUCUUCCUUCGCGACUGCUACGAUGUCGUUUCCGACGGCGCCCUCCAGGCCAAGUGUGCCAGGAUCAAGACGGUCACGAUUGAGAAGUACAAGUGGGUCCUCGAGCGCAAGCGGAAGAGGGGCCGCUCGCAAAUGGUUCUACGGCAGUAUGAGUGA